AUGGGACCACGUCGGUCGUCAUUAGUAUCUUACCAGGCAAUGCAGCCAUCAUUCGCAGACCCGUUCCGCAGAAAUAGCCCACCCUCAAUCAAAUUCAAGCGUAAGGGUGCCUUCCGGGCCGGAAUCAGCCUUGGUGAAGCACAAGCCAAUGUUCGAUUGGCCGGGUACGAUUCGUACACCUUCAAUGACCUCGGUGUUGACCAUCGAGGCAAGGUCUACGUGAAGAUCACGUGGCCUGGAUAUUCAGCACUCAAUUACGAGAUACCUGUUGAUGGUUAUGGGGGUCUCGUUGACCUUCAGUCGUUGACGCGAAGAAUCGGGCGUGCGGCUGCACAUUACUUUCAGGCCAACAUCAUUUCCAUACCAUGGGAUCGUAUCGAGCUAUCACAGAUGGAUCAAGUGAAUAUGGGCACAUGGCUUCUCAAGAUGACCACCAACUGA
Molecule: messenger RNA, 441 nt
Organism: Suillus clintonianus
Lineage: Eukaryota; Fungi; Basidiomycota; Agaricomycetes; Boletales; Suillaceae
Exons: 3
Coding region: 1-441 (146 amino acids)
Source: RefSeq, a predicted model, not a curated record